AUGACAAAAGUCACCCCAGAACCAAUACUAGAAGAGAAAAAGACAGGACUAGAACAAUUACUUCAAGAAGAAGAGACCUCAAGUCAAGUAGAAGUAAAGGAAACGAGAGAACGUAAUGUCUUUCUCAAAUUUAUCCUCAGUAUUAGAUUAUUCCUAAUUGCAAUGAUUACAUUGGUUGUCUUAUUGACAGCUAUUUCAAUUUGGGUUACUGCCUAUACAAUGAAUGAGCAAGCAGCAUUAGAACAAGUUGAUGUAAUUAUUGCUAACAUGAAUCAAAAGAUUUCUUCCUUUGUAAAUAGUCAAUUACUUCCUGCUAAAUAUGUUGCAGAUUCCAUGGUCAAUGAUUACUAUAAUGGCUAUAUUGAUAUGGUAGAUACCAUUCGACCAUACAUAUUUGAACGAAUUAAAACAUUUGGUGUUACUGUCGCUAAUCUGUGUUUUGGUGAGGGAGGUAACAAUGCACUAUUUGCCUACUCUGUUACUGCUGAUGGAAAUGUUGUCUUUGUAACAAAGAGACAGAAUGAAAGAUUCAUCAUGUAUAAGGCAAAUAUCACUAAUGGUGAAUACUACCUUGACAAGGUGACAACCAAUAUUACCUAUACUGUUUCUACUACCGAUUACUAUUCAGAAUCUGUUGCACUAAUGAAGAAAUAUCCAACUGGAGCUUUUGGAGCACCAUACAAAGUAAUUAAUGGUCCUCAAUCAACCUAUUGGAGUACUCCUGUCUAUAACAGGACAGAGCUUCCUGAGAAGAAGAAUAGAAUUGGUUUUGCCAAGAUUAAUAUUUCUCUGGCUGCAAUUGCUCAAUUUUUGGCCAAUGUUAAAGUUCUAGAACGUGGCUUUGUAAUCAUCUCAGAAUAUGACAAUGAUUAUGUCAUUGGCAGCUCCUUGAAAAUCUCAGGAAUUGAAGAUAAAAGAAUCAAGGCAACUAAUAUUACCACAAGAAGUGCUGGCUCAGUAAUGGCCAAACUGCUAAAAUAUCAAAAAGAUAACCAAAUCAAUAAUACUGAAAGUAUUGCCACCAUUUUAACAAGUGAUGAUGGUGAACAAUUCUUGGUUUCCUCUUCUCCUUACUCUUUUUACAAUUUGCAAUGGAGAAUGACCCUUGUGUUUGAUGAUACUGAAAUCAAGAAGGGAAUUAUUCAAAGUAGUUAUGUCAUUCUUGGUGUUUCACUAGGUGUUGCUGCAUUGGGUAUUAUUGUGAGUGUCAUUAUUGGUUGGUCUGUCACAAGUCCAUUCAUCAAACUGCAACAAGAUUUCAAAAAGAUUGAAAUUCUAGAUCUUAUUUCUAUCAAACCUAGAUCAUCCAUAUUCAGUGAGGCUAACUCUAUCUAUUCCAGUUUAACUGAAACAGUUCGUUGGUUAAGUGAAAUUAGAGCUUUCAUUCCAGAUUCUAUUCUAAACCAAUUAGAAAUAACAAAACUCAUGAAAGAAGGUGAGAAGAAGGAAUCUUAUGAACCAGGUCUAUCAUUCAAAGCAAGUAACCAUAGUAUGCAAAAGACAAAUGGUGAAUCAAAGAGUAAUUUGUCUCAAUCAUCAGAUGGUCAUUCCAAGAUUUCAAAACAUGAUGCUCAUGCAGCAAAUAACAUGUUCAAAAUAGGUCUUUCCACAAAGGACUGCUCUAUCAUUUACAUGACAGUUCCAAAUCUUGAUGAAGAAAGCUAUGAAUAUGAAUCAGGUUUGCUUUCCAGCUUGAUUUCCAAAGCUCUUACUUCCAUCAGUACUAUUUGUAAGACCUGCAAAGCUGAUUUCCAAAUCAAGAGUUAUAAUGAAUUUAUCAUUGUCUUUACCGAUAAGAAUCCAUCUGUAACUGCCUUGGAAACCUCCCUCAAAAUUGUAACCCUAUUGAAUUCAUUGAAUGAAACAAUAGCCAAAGAUGGACAUCCAAGAAUUAAGAUGUGUGCCUCUAUUACUAGUGGCAGUACCAUCAUGGGUAACGUUGGCAGUAAGCAAAUGCGGUACUUUGCAAUGGUUGGCCCAGUUGUGAAUAGAGCUAAAGAAUUGAAUGAUUUCUGUAACUUGCUAGAUGUUUCAGUGGUGUGUGAUCAUGUUACAAAACAAAAAGCCAAAGAUUCCUUCAUAUUUAGACCUGUUGAGAGAACCAUUGGAGAGCAUCAUCACAUUCAAACUGUCUAUCAACUCGUUAAACGUUCCCAAGUACAAGAUGAUGAAUGGCUCUAUGAAUUAGAACAGAAGAAAGCCAAUGCCAAAUUUGAUGAAUUCCAAGCUGAUUUUAACAAGAUUUUCGAGAAUGAAACACUCACAGACUCUGAUAUGGAAUUGGUUCUUGCACAUCUUGUUGAAUCGAGUCAAAGUUCUCCAAAUGAUAUGGUCAUCAAGAGGCUUGAACAAUUACUUUCGGAGAGCAAGCUGAAGAGAGAACACCAAUUUAAAAAUUAUUACACAACUGUUGGGAAGCAAUUUGUGAGUUACAUGAGGCCGGGUGAGCCUAUCCAAUCCAUGACCUACCAGAGAGAAGAAGAAGAAGAUCUUUAA
Messenger RNA from Naegleria gruberi, 2496 nucleotides. RefSeq lists its product as uncharacterized. The coding region runs from base 1 to 2496 and encodes 831 amino acids. The transcript is spliced from 2 exons. Lineage: Eukaryota; Heterolobosea; Eutetramitea; Acrasida; Naegleriidae. The record is from RefSeq and is a predicted model, not a curated record.